GUUACAAAGCAUACUGCUGCCAAUGCAGAGGAGCGUCAGAAAGCAAGAUUGUACGAAUUUCGGGAGCACUAUCUCCCUGGGUAUGCGGCAGACACCAAUAGCUAUGCGGCUCGCUCUGGGAGAGUGCCAAGCUCGACUUCAUUCUGGACCGGCCUAAUAACUUAUUCCUCAUUAUCUACAUAG
Molecule: messenger RNA, 183 nt
Organism: Protopolystoma xenopodis
Lineage: Eukaryota; Metazoa; Platyhelminthes; Monogenea; Polystomatidea; Polystomatidae
Source: the annotation of a GenBank genome assembly